GUUGAACUGACGUGGAUCGGUGAGUGGGCGUAGUUGGCUUGGUGGUGGGUGGUUGACUAGUAAGUAGAAGUUACUUUUAAUAACAGGAAAAUAAAAUAGCUAUGAUGUAUAUAAGCUAAAUAAAGUCGAUCUGAGUUACACCUUAAAAAAAAAAACUCGGAAGCUUUGGUUAGCAGAAAUUUAAAGUCAAGACAGUGAAAACCUAAAGUUCGUGAAUACUAAAACUGCGCCUUUGGACACAUGUCACCUUAGUGUUGGGUUACGAGGUCCGCUUCUCCAGCAAUCACACCAGUCUGCUUCGCAACUUCGACAAUGAUUGUCAGAAUCCUGUGCUGCUGAGCCUGCCAGAGUCCCAGAAGAUGAGACACCUGCUGCUGGAGGCUGGCCGUUCGCUCACCCUGGAGCUGGAGCGGGAGAUAGAGAUCGACAAGCUCUACUAUGUGGCUCUUGUCGCUUUUGACAAGAAGAACUGGAAGAGCUCGUUGUCCAACGUGGCCGCCUUUUACUACGCCACAGCAUCAGAGCUUUCUCAAGAGCCAUUGUCAGACUGGCAAAUCUCCCUCAUCGUAAUCUUCGUCCUCAUCUUCUUGGCUGACCUCGGGGGAGCAGUUUUUUACUACCUUGAGAGGGUGUAUGGCGGGGGAACACGACCUCUCUCUCUCACUCCCCAGGUGGUGGUCGCCACUGCACCCCUCUAGUAUAUUACUUUGAAAAAAAAUUAAAUAUUUUUUUUUUAUGAUAGCCGUUUGUGAUAGUGAAUGGUUAAAUUCUGAAAAUGUCAGCAGUAAAUUUGACAAGAGCCACAUUUUUAUGAAGACUUUUUAAAAAAAAUUUAAUUUUAAUUAUAAUCCGGUAAACUUGUGAAACGUACAUUUGUAAUUAUUUAAAAACACAGAGAAGAAUAUCUACGAAUAUCGUUUGAAUACAAAAAUAUAUCCUUAACAAGAACUGUGAUGGAAGGAUACCCAAUAACUCGCUAGACGGGGACACUAAUUGGUGAAAGGUUCUAGAUCCAGGGAAUUGGAGCUAACCUGAACUUAGAUCAUACCAAAUUGCUUCUUAUUCCCCAGAUGUUACAUGACCCCUUAGGUCUCUUGAUCCCCCAAAAUUGAGCCUGUUUACCUCACAUAGCUUUGUACGACUCUUGGGCGUUCAGCGCUCUCCCGUAACCCCAUGAAUAUAAUGAGUAAUGUUAACUAAACUAAAUUUAACCUAGUUUAUGCCAAUAAAAAUGUGACCUCAGUCCUCUUCCCUUAACCCUUGCGGAGCCCCCUUAAUUCUGGCCUAGCCUCUUAAAUCCUAUCCUGGUCCCCUUUACCCUUGUCCUAACCCCCAUAAUCCUGAUCUAGCUCCCAUAACCUUGGUUUAGCCCCCAUAACCCUGGUUUAGCCCCCAUAACCCUGGUCGACCCCCCCAUAACCCUUGCCUAGGCCAAGGAUUAGCUUGAUCUAAAUAGCCCCGCCCCGCCCCCCUGACGCUCCAGAAAGGCUGGAGACAGACUAUGCUUCUACAGUCCACCCAGUAGCUCUCUGACGCUUGUGUGGUGGAGGUGUUGAGCUCUCGUCUGCCAUACUAGUCACUGGUGGUGUCUUGAUGUCGGUGAAGGGAUCUUGAUACAAAAAAAUAUUGACCUUGUUCACCUCUUCCACAAAUCGAACAUGAUUGCCUCCCAUUCUCCAGGUGUUGAAUAACCCUUGUGAGUUUAGCGUUCCACUUCCGUUGGAAGUGACUGGCAGCGCCUUAGUCGAGUGUGAUAUUUGAUUCUGAUUUACGGAUUUUGCUUUCUUUUUUAUUAUAAUAACCACGUAGCUGAUCAAACGCCUAGCCUUGUUUGUUCAGCCACUAGGCACUACCAUUGCUAUUUAACCCCACCUGCCACUACACCUGUUAACGGAUUCGACUUGCCACUUCACCUAUUAACGGAGCUGACCAUUCUCUUCACUUAACGGAAAUAAU
Molecule: messenger RNA, 1956 nt
Organism: Cherax quadricarinatus
Lineage: Eukaryota; Metazoa; Arthropoda; Malacostraca; Decapoda; Parastacidae
Source: RefSeq, a predicted model, not a curated record